GGUCUCAAAAUUUUACCUUCAUCAUUCAAAGCAAUGGCCCUUACCGCUCUCUCUGCUCUCGCUCUCGCUGCUGUUGCCUCCGUGGCUCAGGCGCAGUCUCUCAAUGUCGUCAAUAGCUGCAGCGAGGAUGUCAUCCUCUUCACCCAGACUAGCUUUGGUACCAUCGACAACUACGUUGCCGUUGCUGCUGGCGCGUCUUCCGACAUGGGGAUCAGCUCCGACUGGGAUGGUGCUAUCAACGUCGGUACGGGCUGCAACAGUGAUGCAUCCACUUGCACCACCGGAGGUCCCACUUGGGAUGGUGAAACCCCCUUCAGUCGCGCCGAGUUCAACUUUUACGCUAUCGCAGGCAGCGUUACCUAUGACAUCUCCUUGAUCUAUGGCUACAAUGUCGGUAUGGAGAUCUCUUCCGCCGACACCAGCUGUGACGCGUAUGCGUGCACGAUCUCCUCGGGCUGCCCCGUCGCUGGUCCAGGAACCGACACCUGCUACUCUCCGUGCUGCUCCUCCGCUGACGCAUGCAGCGGUGGCGCCCUCCCUGCCAGCGGGGGCGGCUGCACCGACAACGCCGGCCCCGGCCCCAACAGCCCGUUCUACUAUGACACUUGCCCGAACGCGUACGCGUUCCCCGACAACGAUGGUGCUGACGGAUACACUCCCGCUGACAAUGUUGACUACACCUGCGGCAACACCGCUAUCACGCUCACGCUCUGCCCUGGCACGACCUCCGACAUUCCCAAGUAA
Molecule: messenger RNA, 744 nt
Organism: Coniophora puteana RWD-64-598 SS2
Lineage: Eukaryota; Fungi; Basidiomycota; Agaricomycetes; Boletales; Coniophoraceae
Product: Osmotin thaumatin-like protein
Exons: 4
Coding region: 34-744 (236 amino acids)
Source: RefSeq, a predicted model, not a curated record